This is a messenger RNA of Paramecium sonneborni, 817 nucleotides long. Lineage: Eukaryota; Ciliophora; Oligohymenophorea; Peniculida; Parameciidae. The record is from the annotation of a GenBank genome assembly.
AUGUCAAAAUAAUGGCAAAUCCAUUAAAGUUUGCAAGAGAGUUUAUGCUCAUCUCUCAAUAAAGAUGAAAUUCUUGAAGAGUUUUUAAACAUUUGUAGUUAUAUAUCAUAAGAAGAUUAAAAUAGUAUUAAGAGUUUAAAUUCAAAAAUAUAAACCAUUAAAAAACACUAUGCUUAAUAAAAAUGUAGAAUUGAACAUCAAUUUAAAUACAUUUAAACUUUAUUAGAAUAGAAAAAGAAAGAGUUAAUUACUUUAUUAAAUAAUCAUGAAUAAGAAUUGGAUAAAACAUUCAAAAAUUUACAUGAAAAAGUAACUCAAAUAUAAUCUGUUAUUUUUAACAUCUAAAAUGAUAUUCUAAGUAAUAGAUAAGAAAUUGUAUCAGAAGUUGAUGAUGAUACCUUUCACAAUAUUCUUUCUUAAUUUGAUUAAGAAAUACAAAUGACUUAAAAAUACAAAAAAGAAAUACUUUCAUCUAAAAUUACUCUUAUUAUUAUUGAAGAAUGGUCUUCACAUCAUUAAGAUGUAAUCAAAAAUUUACUUAAUUAAUGCAUAACUAUUAAAGACUAUUAAAAGUAAAUUGAAACAUAACAUUCAGAAUUAAGUGCUUCAACAAGUAGUGAGAAGUUUAGUUCAUCAAAUAGAUCCAGUUAAGAACUCUACAUGAAAUAAUAAACUCCUUUGAUAGUAAGUUUUGAUUAAAAAUAUUUUCUAACCUAAAAAUAAAUUGAGAUAUCAAAAUCUGAUUCUGAUAUGCAUGAUAGUUGUGAAUCUGAUUUUCUUAAAGAACUAUCAUAAUCCUGAAUUGUUAGAAUUGUGG